Carassius auratus (goldfish) is the source of this 2945-nucleotide messenger RNA. RefSeq names its product netrin g2b (gene ntng2b). The transcript is spliced from 8 exons. NCBI's taxonomy places the organism in Eukaryota, Metazoa, Chordata, Actinopteri, Cypriniformes, Cyprinidae. The record is from RefSeq and is a predicted model, not a curated record. Bases 982 to 2664 code for a protein of 560 amino acids. Gene Ontology annotation, biological process: animal organ morphogenesis; axonogenesis; tissue development.
UAUUGCCCUGAGAGUUGCUCUAUCAGCAUUUCUGAAUGAAAGUCCGAGUAAACUGAGAGAAUCCAUUCAAUAAAAGAGAAAAAAGGCGAACCGUCAGAGGUUUCCUCGGGCAGGGAGGUCUGCAAGUGCGUAAAAACGCGGAUUCCCUGGUGCCUCAAGAGUGGGACGGUUCAGUUUCAGCCCUUUCAAGAAGAAGACCGCGGAACAGCCGGGCCAGCCUGACUCAAACCCGCAGAUAGUGAUUGAGAGUGAUGCUUAAAUGGAUUAGAGAGAGAGGAAGGGAGAGGGAGAGAGAGGGGAGGGAGAUUUGCCAUGAAGCUUUCUGCCCUUGAACACACAGGGCAAAUCUGAUCCAGUAAAGUAGACAGCGCGCGCACCACAAGUCCAUACUCUCACUUUCGGAUACUUCACUGGUACACACGCACCCUCCUCCGGUAAUUCAGCAUCUCCUGCAGAAAUAGGGCAUCGUCCUCCCCUGAAAAACCGACGGAGCAUGCAUUAAAAAAACAAAACAAAAAAAAACUAAGAAGAGCCGCAUCCUCGCUGCAGGAGGCGAUGCCGUUUCCACACGGACGCAAGUCGAGCGCGCGGACCAUGGACAGCAGCUGCUGAGUGAAGGAUGCGACCAGGUGGAUAAUUCUGAGCUUGGAAAAGGGGAAACCCACUCUACGUGACCUUCAGGACAUAAAUAUGCUCUGCGGUGACGCAGUCCAGGAGCUGCUAUGGAUGUAGGUCCAAGUAAAAGCAUCAGCACUUUUAAUCCAACAUAUCAGGACAGUGCCCCAACUCACAGAAGACAGACAGAAGUCAAUGCACAAAACAAUAAACUUGCUUUGCAAAAACUCCCCUCAAACAUAUAACAAUAAAACACGUUUAUGCACAUUUUUCUAUACAUCUGACUUUUUCCUUUUGGAGUAAACCAAAGCAUGAUCGUGGCGAAGUUAUGGGAUGUUUUAACCUGACCACAGGCGCGGCUGUUCCAUGUUAACACGUCCCACCUCUGAACCUACGGUGGUCCCUUUCCCGUUUCUCCGGACUCUUGGAAAUCCUCUUAUUCGCAUGCCUGCCAUGCGUGCUCACGCGGGACUCCUCUACCUGCUGGUGCAUGUGCUGGCAAGAGCAAGAGGCCAGUAUGACCUGUGCAAGUCUCUCGUGAGCACGGACGAAGGCGCCGUGUGGGAGCAUUAUGCGUGCCAACCCAAAGCCCAGGCCGUGAAGGAGUACAUGCGCAUCCUCGUUGAGCCGCCGGGCAUCACCUGCGGGAACCCGCCGGAGAGAUUCUGCACCCUGGAGAAUCCAUAUCUCUGCAGUGAUGAAUGUGAUGCAUCUAACCCUGACCUGGCUCACCCGCCGCAGCUGAUGCAGGAUCGUGAGCGCAGCGGUCUCAUCACCUACUGGCAGACGGUCACAUGGCAGCGCUAUCCCAAACCUCUUCAGGCCAACAUCAGCCUGUCCUGGAACAAAACCCUCGAACUCACCGAUGACAUUCAGAUCACCUUCGAAUACGGCCGGCCCACCAUCAUGGUGCUGGAGAAGUCACUGAAUUUCGGCCGCACGUGGCAGCCCUUCCAGUACUACGCCGACGACUGCAUGGACGCAUUCAGCAUACCAGCGAGACGAGCACGUGACCUGACCGCGGACAACAUCACACGUGUCUUCUGCACAGAGCAGUACUCACGAUGGGUCGGGUCCAAGAACGAGAAGGUGGUGCGGUUCGAGGUGCGUUCCCGCUUCGCCAUCUUCGCCGGCCCGAGGCUGCUGAACAUGGAAGGCCUGUACACGCGGAUGGAGAGCAUGAAGGGUUUACGUGAUUUCUUCACCUUCACCAAUCUCAGGCUCCGCCUUCUCAAGCCCGCUCUCGGAGGAACAUACGUCCAGAGAGAAAACCUGAUGAAAUACUUCUACGCCAUUUCUAAUGUGGAGGUGCUGGCCAGGUGUAAAUGUAAUCUCCACGCAUCUCUGUGUUUGUAUGUGGAUGGCAACUUACAGUGUCAAUGUGAACACAACACGACCGGACAAGACUGCCAGCGCUGCAAAAAAGGAUUCAAAGCCAAGACCUGGAAAUCAGGAUCGUAUUUACCAACACCCAACGGAUCCCCCAACACAUGUUCCCAGGCAUUAGCUGGUUCUUCUUCUGGUUCCAAUUGUGAAUGUAAUGGACACUCGAAUCGCUGCAGUUACAUCGACUUCCUGAACAUAGUGACGUGCGUGAGCUGCAAACACAACACGCGUGGUCAGAACUGUGAACACUGUCGCAUGGGCUUCUACAAAAACACGUCUGCAGAACCCGAUGACGAGAAUGUGUGCAUCGAGUGUAACUGUAAUACGAUGGGCUCAUUGCAUGACCGCUGUAAUGGUACCGGCUUCUGUCAGUGUAAAGAAGGCACUAACGGAGUCAAAUGUGAUGAAUGUCUCUCCGGUUACUAUUGGAAACAGGGCUGUUUCCCAAACGUGUGUGAUGAUGAGUUACUCUUGUGCCAGAACGGAGGGACAUGCGUUCAGAAUCAGCGCUGUAGCUGUACGCCGGACUUUAAGGGUGUUUUGUGCCAACAAUCGCGCUGCGACGGAGGCAAAAAGUGCAACGAUGCCAGUGCACUCACGCUGAGCCUGGCACUUCUGCUCUGCCCGCUCCUCGCCACCCUGCUGGGCUCCACCGCCUCCUGAGAGACCCCUGCUUCACCACCAGCGGGCACCGAGAGGGCCAGAUGCUCAGCUUCGCCCUCUACAGGAUGCAGAACGCCCUGCAGGACAACAAGAACGAGAAAACAAAAAAGACUCUUGUAGAGCUGGAAAUCAAUGGAACUCAAAAUGAGUGCCUCACAUAUAUAUAUAUAUAUAUAUACGCUGAGGACGAAUAAUACCAAAAACACACACACUGCACACACAAAAUCAACAAGAAGUGUGUUUCUUGUGCAAUAGCUGCGAAAUGUAAUACAAACCUCACU